AUUUAGGAGACACGGGGAAGAGACAGAGAGGAGGGUAAAGUGAGAAUCCUGCCCGCACCACAGGUCUGGACUGCUAACCUUGAAUCCUGGUUUCUUAAAUUCUGCCUCCGCUUCUGACUGAGGACCACUGGAUUUUGAGGAAACUUUGGUCUUGUGGUGGUGAGGAGGUGAUGUUCUGGAAGGAAGGUACCUAGACUUUGUGGUCCCUGCCAGGAAGUGGAGAGUGGAAAUGUGGAAUGCCUCACACUCCUCAACUAGAAUUCCCGUACUGAUUAGUCAACAGUGGAAAAUCUGAAGAGAUGCAAGCAGGAAAAAGAAAUUAAACCAGUAAGAUAGAGACUGCCACUCUCUGGGAACCUUGCUGUGUAGCUGAGCCUCAGCAAGUUUGAUAAUACAGACACAGCAGGAGGCCUGGGGAGGACCCAGCAUGCCCGGCCACCAAGCAGUGAUGCAGCUGGACUGUUCCGCAGCUUUCCAGAGACCUCCAUGGAAGCACAGACUUCCAUGGGUUGAAGAGAGUUUGUGUCACAAUUCCAGUCCCUAGCCCUGGCCCUGUGUGAAGUAGUAACACCGCCCUGCCAGUAGGAUAUAGCUGCUGAGGAGGCCUGAGGAGCGAUGCGACAGGCAUGAUGGAGGUCGAGUCCUCCUACUCGGACUUCAUCUCCUGUGACCGGACAGGCCGUCGGAAUGCGGUCCCUGACAUCCAGGGAGACUCAGAGGCUGUGAGCGUGAGGAAGCUGGCUGGAGACAUGGGCGAGCUGGCACUCGAGGGGGCAGAAGGACAGGUGGAGGGAAGCGCCCCAGACAAGGAAGCUGGCAACCAGCCCCAGAGCAGCGAUGGGACCACCUCGUCUUGAAUCUGACCUUGUCCAAGAAGGCUGGACGAGAGACCUUCUGUCCCCUCCCAGAGGGGGAACCCUGGCACUGGCCCAGCAGCCUCUUCUCUGAGCUCCAUGUCCCAGAUAAACCAGGCCAGACUGAGAAGGCUCCCCAGAGGCCUCUGUGGCCUCCACUCCGGGAAAGCCCUCUGCCCACACCCACAGGCUUCACAUUCCCACCACCUUCGCACCGUGCCCAGGUACACUUUCAAGACACUGUAACCACAAGAUGUUAUUUAUUGAGCUGGCGCCGGGACUUGGGCGGGGCCUGCCCUACAGUGAGCAGCCCACACAGGAACGCUCCUCUCGCGAGCGGCCCGGGCAGGGACCCUGUCCCAACACCAACACCUCCUCUCCAGCCCAAUCUUCUGGGUCCAGACCUGCUUGUCCCUUUUUUAGAAAACACUUUUAAACUUUUUAAAAAUUUUAAACCUUUUUUCAGCAGAUAUGGAGAGAGCUGACAAUCAAUUCACAUUUUUUAAGCCAUUUUAGCUAAACUGUCAUUGUGCAUCUCUGAGGUUCCCUCAUGGAGCUCCACAGAUCCAUUUUUAGGGAAGGGAUUUUGGCUCAAAACGAUCUGACCACCUCUGCCCUGUCCACCAGGAUAAGUGACACCUAGGACCCAGGAAAUAAAUGCCGAUGAUUUGUGUGA
This is a messenger RNA of Homo sapiens (human), 1530 nucleotides long. It is a transcript of the gene PKIG, whose product is annotated as cAMP-dependent protein kinase inhibitor gamma. Lineage: Eukaryota; Metazoa; Chordata; Mammalia; Primates; Hominidae. The transcript is spliced from 6 exons. The coding region runs from base 627 to 857 and encodes 76 amino acids. Gene Ontology annotation, molecular function: cAMP-dependent protein kinase inhibitor activity. The record is from RefSeq and is a predicted model, not a curated record.